Syzygium oleosum is the source of this 429-nucleotide messenger RNA. Its product is annotated as omega-amidase, chloroplastic-like. The record is from RefSeq and is a predicted model, not a curated record. Bases 57 to 320 code for a protein of 87 amino acids. NCBI's taxonomy places the organism in Eukaryota, Viridiplantae, Streptophyta, Magnoliopsida, Myrtales, Myrtaceae. Gene Ontology annotation, biological process: L-glutamine metabolic process; oxaloacetate metabolic process. The transcript is spliced from 2 exons. Gene Ontology annotation, cellular component: mitochondrion. Gene Ontology annotation, molecular function: omega-amidase activity.
AUAUUUGCAGCCUGCACCGUUCUAUAAAAGGAGGGAAAAAUCACGCAGCUUGCCUCAUGGUUUUGUUGACUCUGUGCCAGGAAAUAUGGAACAGUCCCUAUUCAAAUGAUAGCUUCCCUGUUUAUGCUGAGGACAUUGAUGGAGGUUCAUCUCCUUCAACUGCUAUGUUAUCUGAAGCUGCUAAGGCCUUGAAGGUUACCAUAGUGGGCAGUUCAAUCCCAGAAAGAUGUGGUGAUCGAUUGUACAACGCUUGCUGUGUUUUUGGUUCCAUUGGAGUUCUGAAAGCCAAGCACCGCAAGACGUUGGACGUAUUGGUAUAGGCAUCUGUUAUGAUAUUCGGUUUCAGGAAUUGGCAAUGAUUUAUGCUGCAAGAGGUAGGUUUCGUUUCCUCUUCGUCUAUUUUGCAUUUCCUACAAUGUUGAUUGCAUA